AUGAAGACCGACAACUACCUCACGCUGUGUCUCGAGCAGGCCACCAAGUCUCCGCUCCACUACCGCCAUGGUUGCAUCGUCGUGCGCGGCGGCAAGGUCAUCGGCCAGGGCUACAAUGACUAUCGCCCUGGCUUCAACGGCGGCGCCUUCAAGCACGGUGGCAUCGCCAAUGGCGGCUUAGAUGGUCCCGCCAUGAGUGAGGUGAAGGAGAAGCUCAAGAAGCACAAGCGAAGGGACAAGCAGCAGCAGCAGCAGUGUCAGCCCAUCUCCGAGGGAUGUUCUAGUGCCACUUUCCUCCCGUUUGAGGGCACCGGUGGCGGCCACCAUGCCAACGUUCCACUCAGCAUGCAUUCGGAGAUGAUGGCCAUCCACUCCGCCCUCACUGCCUCCUCCACGCUGUCCUCUACCGCCUUCGCCUGCGAAAAACCGUGCUUCAAACUACCGGGUUGUGAUAAACGCAAAGCGCGACUACGAGCCGAAGUGCUUAAACGCUACGUCGAGACCGUCUGCAGCACCAAGCGGGAAAUGUUGGCACUAAGGAAGCACGUGCAGCAGAGUGGCGCGCAGCACGUGCAGCAAGAAUGGCGUGGGGCGUUUCACGUGCCAGAGGGUGGAGAGAAACAUCAUCAUCAUCAUCAGAAGCGGAAAGGGAAGGAAAAGAAAAAUCAGAAGGACGUGUAUCAGUACGAGUAUCAACACAACCGGUCUGGACAACAGACACAACAGUUCCAUGGGCUGCAACAACACGGACAGGGUUCUGCGUCUAGAGAGCUGGAUGACAUACCACGAGGUUACGAAUCAGCGCUACACAAUCGCGGUACAUCAAGUGCGGCUGCGUGCAACGAGCCACCGCAGCCAGAGCCGAUACUUCUUCCCAAGGCCCAGUCAGGGCCAAGCUUGUCCGACCGAAAGAAGCAUCCUCGUUUGAUGGGCGCCGACCUGUACGUCGCCCGCCUCGGCAGGCGCAAACCGAACGGUACUGAGACCCUAACGCUGCCAACUGUCCGGAUCCCAAUGGCCGCAGCUGAGGUUUCACCAUCGUCUCCGCUUGCAAACGAGGUUAUUUUCGCCACCGAGGCUGGAAAGCCGCUGGCCGAAUCUGUCAGCUCGCUGCCUACCACAACCACUACAUCCACUUCUGGCUCACUGCAUGACGAGCUUAUCGAUCGCAAGCCAUCUCCGAGCCGCAUUGCAAUACCAGAAGUAAAUCUUGCACCAAACGUCGUCCGGGCGUCGCGACCGUGCUAUCGCUGCAUCUCAUACAUGCAUUCAGUCGGUAUCAAGCGCGUCUUCUGGACGAAUGACGCAGGCGAGUGGGAAGGCGGCAAAGUGCGCGAUCUCGCUGAUGCGCUUGAUAGCUCGAUGGAGAGUGUCGCGAAGGGAGCAGAUGGUGGGCCUACGGGUAACGGUGUGUUUGUAACCAAGCAUGAGGUGUUAAUGCUGAAGCGCUUGAUGGACGAUGGUCGCCGCGUAACGUCAGCUUUCUAA
Molecule: messenger RNA, 1488 nt
Organism: Baudoinia panamericana UAMH 10762
Lineage: Eukaryota; Fungi; Ascomycota; Dothideomycetes; Mycosphaerellales; Teratosphaeriaceae
Exons: 3
Coding region: 1-1488 (495 amino acids)
Molecular function (GO): catalytic activity
Source: RefSeq, a predicted model, not a curated record